Limulus polyphemus (Atlantic horseshoe crab) is the source of this 1110-nucleotide messenger RNA. RefSeq names its product solute carrier family 35 member G1-like. Gene Ontology annotation, cellular component: membrane. The coding region runs from base 1 to 1110 and encodes 369 amino acids. The record is from RefSeq and is a predicted model, not a curated record. Lineage: Eukaryota; Metazoa; Arthropoda; Merostomata; Xiphosura; Limulidae. The transcript has a single exon.
AUGGCCACCAGUACGAAACGUUUGAAUAAACGCAGUUUCAACACGAGUAUCACUGAAGGUGCAAAACUAGUAGAAGAUGAUUUCUCAAACGCUACUUCGUCUGACGAGGACAAAAGUUUCCAGAUGAUUCUUGAUAAAAGAAAAAACUCUUUUGGUUUACGAAGACUUUUAUCUUUGUAUAAAGGCAUAUUAUUUACUACAUUAGCUAGUCUGUGCAUUUCUAUAGGAUUUCUUAUUGUAAAACAUUUGAAAACUGUAUGUUCUGCAAAAGUGCUUUGGGUUAACUCAGUUUUUAUCACAGUAUAUAGUAUUCCACUUCUGUUAUCUAAAAAAUCUCAACCUUUUGGGCCACAGUCCACAAGAAAAAUUAUACUAAUUCGAAGCGUUGUUAGCGUAGUGUUAGUGUAUCUGAGAUACAGUUCAUUCCACUAUUUACCUAUUGCCGAAGCUACUGUAAUCAUCUUCAGUUAUCCAGUUAUAGUAGCUGUUUUAUCAAGAAUAAUUUUAAAAGAACCACUUGGAUUUCUACAGGUUAUUUCCGCAAUACUAAUUAUAGUAGGAGUUGCAUUAGUAUCCAAACUUCCUUUAGAACUAAAGAUGACUGGUGAAUUAACACGCUUUACUCUAUCAGAUCGAAUUUAUGGAGCAUCUGUAGCUUUCGGUUCCACAAUAUUUAGUGCCUUGAACAUUAUUUGUACUCGCUGGCUAAAAAGUACUCAAAGCUCAGUGAUAUUGUUUAACUAUGGGUGGGUUGGUAUAGUUAUUAGUUUAUUCAUUAUAUUCUCACAGGGAGAGCUUCCAGUCAUACCGUGUGGAGAACCAUCUUUAUUAAUUGUAUUCUGUUCCCUAAUCGAAAUAAUUGGAAUAGCUUUACUCUAUAAAGGGCUACAACUUGAACAAGCUGGUGUAGUUUCUAUUGUUCGAGCAGCCUCUCAUAUUAUUUUUCUUUUCUGUUGGCAACUGUUUUUCUUCAAAGAAAUUCCAGACAUUUGGAGUAUCUCGGGUGUAACAAUAGUUAUUUUUUCUAUUAUAUGUAGUAGUUUGGGCAAAUACUUUAUGUCCCUACCAAUUAAUGCACCAAUGAGAAAAAAGUUAUCCUGUUUAAUAUAA